Messenger RNA from Durio zibethinus, 973 nucleotides. The record is from RefSeq and is a predicted model, not a curated record. NCBI's taxonomy places the organism in Eukaryota, Viridiplantae, Streptophyta, Magnoliopsida, Malvales, Malvaceae.
AAAAACUAAAAUACCAAAAGGUCAGUCAAAGCGUCCAAAGUUACCAGGCCAGUAGUGGGCCUAUUCUGGUUGACGGAUCCCAGCAUUUCCUACCCGUGGCACUUUUUUUUAUCUCUCAUUUUGCCGCUGUUCGCUGAAUCGUCGUCGCCCGAGGCUGCUGCCAGGCUUUGACGAAUCCAGAUCAGGCAGGUUUCUUCUGACUCAGACAUUCUAAGGUUUUAGAAAGAGGUGAUGACGGCAGCAGAUGCGGGAUCAAUGAGAGGCAGUGAAGCGACGUCUCCGUCGAAUUUGCUUCUCAACAACCUCCCUCUCAUCACGGCCUUCCUCGCCUUCGCCAUCGCUCAGUUCCUUAAACUCUUCACUAAUUGGUUUAAAGAAAGGAGAUGGGAUUCUAAGAGGAUGAUUGAUUCAGGUGGUAUGCCAUCAUCACACUCUGCAACUGUGACAGCUCUUGCAGUUGCUAUAGGUCUACAGGAUGGGACAGGAGGACCAGCUUUUGCAAUUGCAGUUGUCUUGGCAUGUGUUGUGAUGUAUGAUGCCUCAGGUGUCCGACUUCAUGCCAGUCGUCAAGCUGAAUUGCUGAAUCAAAUUGUAUGUUGUUGCUGGUGCUUUAUUGGGAUUCAUAGUGGCUUUUCUGAUGCGAAAUUCUGGUUAGGAUGUUACGUAAACAACAUUGAUUCUUUAUCCUUCAGUAACGGGAUGGAGUAUAUAUCAAUCUCGGCAAGGAGGGGAAGAAAGAGCUGGUGUCAAAACUUAAAAGUUUCUAUUGUAGAAACCUUGUAAAGUGAUUAGAGGAUAAAUAUGAACUGAUUUUUGUUUACUAUGGACUUCAAUUAUAUACUAUUGCUUUGCCAAUUCUUAGGACAAAUAUAGUUAUGAAUAUCCUUCCUGAAUUCUUUUUCACAUUAACUUGUUUAUACUGAGUUGUUUGCGCCUGAUAUGCCUUCUAUGAAAAUUGCUAAAAAUUUGCCCU